Messenger RNA from Melampsora larici-populina 98AG31, 219 nucleotides. RefSeq lists its product as uncharacterized. Lineage: Eukaryota; Fungi; Basidiomycota; Pucciniomycetes; Pucciniales; Melampsoraceae. The record is from RefSeq and is a predicted model, not a curated record. The transcript is spliced from 2 exons. The annotation marks the transcript as partial.
UCAGGAUACUCUUCUGCGAAUUUUGAUUUAUCUGCUAACCUUUCAGAUGAAGAUCGUAGACAGUUAGAUUUAGAAGAAGUUAGAAGGAUCAUGGCUGAACAUCGUUGUAAUUUUGAUCAGGCAAGAUUGAUUCGACAUAAUCGAUAUUUAGCAAGGAAUGGAGUAGAUCCAUUAACAGGUUUACCAACCGAUCGAAAAGCCAUUACUUCAUUAGCUUAA